Molecule: messenger RNA, 3790 nt
Organism: Mobula hypostoma (lesser devil ray)
Lineage: Eukaryota; Metazoa; Chordata; Chondrichthyes; Myliobatiformes; Myliobatidae
Gene: rspry1
Product: ring finger and SPRY domain containing 1
Exons: 14
Coding region: 1622-3403 (593 amino acids)
Cellular component (GO): cytoplasm
Molecular function (GO): ubiquitin-protein transferase activity; protein binding
Source: RefSeq, a predicted model, not a curated record
UCGCACUGCACUUAAAUUGCCAACCGUUCUGAUGCAGGAUUUCAACCUGAAAAGUCAACAAUUCCUUUCUCCCCCAGAGAUGCUACUUAACUCGCUGGGUUCCUGCAGCAGAUUGCCUGUUGCUCCAGAUUCCUACAUCUCUUGUGUCUCUGUGGGGAGUUAUCACCUGUGUCAGUGCUAUUAUAUGUCCCUCAAACAACAUCUCUAAAACAUUUUAUCGACUGAUUGUCACAUAUUUCACAUAACAGUAUGCUCUGUGAAAAUUGGCUGCUUUGUCUCCACCACAAGUAUUAUUGAACAUCAAAAGAACUUUAUUGGCCAUUAAGUGGGGUGGGGAGACGUACUACCUAAAUGUAGGAGGUUGCAGUACAACAAAAUAACAUACCUGCAAAUUACAUGAACAUUAAUGAAGAACACCAAGUAGUGUUAUGAUCUUCACAUAUAAGGAAGAGUGUACUUUUCUUAAUUGGGAAGCAGCAAAGAUUGAACAAGUCAAUUGUGGUACGAGGAGAAUUUAAGAAAAUCAGGCAAUAUUUUCUGACUUACUAAUGUAGAUAGGGAAAGGUAUUUCCUUGACUGUAAAACCUAGAAAUGGAAUCAGUUAUUUAGCCCAAAAGCAAAAUCCAAGCUUAUGAACGCUCGACUCCUGUAUGGCCCAUAUAUAUGAGUGAGAAUAUGGAAGACUGACAGGAUGGACUUGCCAGCUGCUGCUGGGUUGCAGAUAUCUUCUACCACGUGGGAACUGCAUUCACAACUGCAUUUUGGACUUCCAAACGAUUCUAGUUAUGAACAGUCCACAGGAACAGAACCCUGCCAUGACCAAGGGAGGACCUACACCACAGAUUUGAAACUCAUUACAAAAUGCUGUAAAUCCUUAGCAGAUCAGACAGCAUCUGUGAUGGGUGAAACAAAGUUAAUGUUUUAAGUGGAGUAAUGUUUCAAUAGAACUGCUUUGUAUAAAAGUUGCUAAUCCAAGUCUGCUGAAAUAAAAGCUGAAAUAUUAACUGUUCUUCUUUGUGAAUAAAUUGCCUUAAAUAAAUGCAUUUUAAAUUAAAUAUCGACAUGUAAUUUUUUUUCUUUAUCACUUCCUAGUUGUCCAAGUUAAAACAAAUCAAAACGGUUGAAUUUCUCUGAAUUACGAAUGAACUUUCCGGUGGUUGGAGCAGGGAUGGCGAGGGAUCUGUUCGCCCGCCGGCCGCUGAGGGCGGUCGAGAGCAAGGAGCGAGCCGGAAGCGACAGCCAAUCAGCGGGGCAACGAGCCCGGGGAGCGGCGCGGGCCUUUUCCAAACCAAACCUACCCAACGGCGAGCAUUAGCCGCGGCGCCGAGUUCCGGCCGGAGCUUCCUGCUCUCCUGUGUGAGAGAAUCGAUCACUGGUGAAGGGGCAGAGCGGCGUAAUCGGUAGGCGGAGGGUGGUCCUCCCUCCCCCCGGGGGCUCGGUGCUCCAGCGGGGGACAGCAGCCGUUGGUUAAGCGAUGUCGGCGGCGGCGCUGGCGCUGGGGCCGUCGGUUUGGGUGGCGGGCGGCCUGGUGCGCCGGCUUGGGUGCCCGCGGCUGGAGCCACAGUGAGAGGCGGCGCCCGUGGACAGGAUGGUGACGCUGUCGCGGCGGGAGCCUUCCUAGAUGAUCGUUGCGGCCUGGACUCUAUUCCACGCCACACGGAGCCUGGUGCAAGGGUUUCUGCUUUUCGCUGAGCUGCCCGGCGCUGCGUGCAGCGCGGCAGGCCGCAUGGGGAACAGCUGCGUGUGUCGGGAGGAGAGCGACGUCGACGAGAACGCGGCACCUCCGGCCCAGCGCGGUCACCAGCCGCCCCCUCCUCCGCCGUCGUCGUCCUCUUCUCAUCACCAUCACCAUCCCCAUCACCAGCAUCACCACAGUGGGGAGGUCGAGCCCAGGAGCCGCUCCCGGGAACCGGUGAGGCCGCCCAGGAGGGGCCGGGGCCCCCACGAGCCUCGUAGGAAGAAGCAGAACGUGGACGGCCUGGUCCUGGAUACGCUGGCUGUCAUUCGCACACUGGUAGAUAAUGAUCAAGAGCCUCCAUAUUCAAUGAUCACUUUGCAUGAAAUGGCAGAAACAGAUGAAGGCUGGCUGGAAGUAGUGCAGUCGCUGAUUAGAGUUAUCCCUCUAGAAGAUCCACUGGGGCCAGCUGUCAUUACAUUACUGCUUGAUGAGUGUCCACUGCCAACCAAAGAUGCAUUACAGAAGCUAUCAGAAAUGUUGAAUUUAAGUGCAUCUCUAGCAAAACGGGAUGCCUGCAAUCCAGCUAAACAUCGCAACACCACUGCAGUACUGGGAUGUCUGGCUGAAAAGCUUGCAGGUCCUGCCAGCAUUGGUCUUCUCAGCCCGGGCACUUUGGAAUAUUUACUGGAAAGUUUGAAUGUAGAGUCUCACCCCAUGGUCAUGCUUUUCUCUCUUAUUGCCCUGGAGAAGUUUGCACAAACAAGUGAAAAUAAAUUAACCGUCUCUCAAUCAUACAUUAGUGAUCAACUACUAAUUUUGGAAUCAUGGGUUAAUCACAGAGAUUACCUGAAACGACAGGUUGGCUUCUGUGCACAGUGGAGUCUGGAUAAUUUAUUUUUGAAACCGAAAAGGCAGUUCACUUAUGAGAAAGUAGAUCUCAGCCACAUUAAUGCAAUGUUGAAUAGCAACGAUGUUAGUGAAUACCUCAAAAUAUCACCAGAUGGACUAGAGGCUCGCUGUGAUGCAUCCUCUUUUGAGAGUGUCCGGUGUACUUUCUGUGUCGAUAUUGGCGUAUGGUACUAUGAAGUAACUGUAAUUACUUCUGGUGUAAUGCAAAUUGGUUGGGCAACCAAAGACAGCAAAUUUCUUAAUCACGAAGGUUAUGGGAUUGGAGAUGAUGAAUACUCUUGUGCAUAUGAUGGCUGCCGACAGCUAAUUUGGUACAAUGCCAGAAGUGAACCACACACUCAUCCUUGCUGGAAAGAAGGGGACACAAUAGGAUUUCUCUUAGAUUUAAAUAAGAAGUUGAUGAUUUUCUAUCUUAAUGGAAACCAACUACCCCCAGAAAUGCAAGUCUUUUCGUCUGCCACAUCGGGUUUCUUUGCUGCUGCUAGUUUCAUGUCCUAUCAACAGUGCGAGUUUAAUUUUGGUGCAAAACCGUUUAAGUAUCCGCCAGAUGUCAAAUUCAGCACAUUUAAUGAUUAUGCCUCUUUGACCCCCGACGAGAAAAUAAUUCUUCCAAGACACAGACGACUCGCUUUAUUGAAACAAGUGAGCAUACGGGAAAACUGCUGCACACUGUGCUGUGAUGAGAUGGCUGACACAGAACUCCGACCUUGUGGACACAGUGACCUUUGCAUGGAAUGUGCCUUGCAACUGGACACCUGUCCCUUGUGCCGUCAAGAAAUAAAGACCCGUGCCAGGCUGAUUUCACACAUCUCCUGAAUUUUUCUUUUAAAAUCCUGUUCUGAUCAGUCAUCAUCAUCAUUAAUACCAAGUGCUAUCACAUGGAACAAUCGAGCUGGGACAUGUACCUUAAAAGUGCAAUGUGUGUGGAUACUCGUAUUACUGUAUUAGCCAAGUGAGCCUAACUUGGCAUAAUUCCAGUGGAACAGUUUCAGCAAGGUCCCUUGUGUGCAUGGGUACACUGCAUCUGUAUGGCUGAAUUAUAGCACUAAAUUGGUGAAACAGGUAUUGAGGGAAAUGAUGGAAUAGUAUGCUACAACAGAGUGCUCCUAUAAAGCUGGAUUGAGGAACAUUUGUUAAGGAUACUGGAGCACCGUAGAAAAGCUUAGGCUCGCACGAUAUCUGCCUGAAAUGCUUGGCCUGGAC